AUGGUUUAUAAAUAUGCUCCUUCUCUGUCUCCUCUCUCUCUCUUCUCUUUCUUUCCCUCUCUCUCUGUCCCUCUCUCUCCUCUUCUCUCCUCUCUCAUCUUUCUUCUCUCUAUCUCCUCUAUCUCCUCUCGCCUCUCCUCUCUCUCCUCUCGCCUCUCCUCUCUCUCUCAUCUGUCUCCCUCCCCACUCCUCUCUCUCUACUCUCACUUUCUCCUCUCUAUCUCAAUCCUCUCUAUCCCGCCUCUUUCUCUCUCUCACUCUCUCUCUCCCUCUCUCUCCUCUCCUCUCUCUCUGAUCUUUCUCCUCUCUAUCUUCUCUCUCUCCUCUCACCUCUCCACUCUCUCCUCUCUCUCUCAUCUGUCUCCCUCCUCUCUCCUCUCUCUCUACUCUCACUUUCUCCUCUCUAUCUCAAUCCUCUCUGUCCCUCCUCUUUCUCUCUCUCACUCUCUCUCUCCCUCUCUCUUCUCUCCUCUCUCUCUCAUCUUUCUCCCCUCUAUCUUCUCUCUCCUUUCGCCUCUCCUCUCUCUCCUCUCUCUCAUUUGUCUCCCCACCUCUUCUCUCUCUCUACUCUCACUUUCUUCUCUCUAUCUCAAUCCUCUCUAUAUCUCUCUCACACUCUCUCUCACUCUCUCUCUCAUCUUUCUCCUCUCUAUCUCCUCUCUCACCUCUCGCCUCUCCUCUCCUCUCUCUCCUCUCGCCUCUCCUUUCUCUCAUCUGUCUCCCUCUCCUCUCUUCUCUCUCUACUCUCACUUUCUCUCUCUCCCUCUCUCUCCCUCUCUCUCCUCUCUCUCUCAUCUCUCCUCUCUAUCUUCUCUCUCCUUUCGCCUCUCCUCUCUCUCCUCUCUCUCAUUUGUCUCCCCACCUCUCCUCUCUCUCUACUCUCACUUUCUCCUCUCUAUAUCUCUCUCACACUCUCUCUCACUCUCUCUCCUCUCUCUCCUCUCUCUCUCUCAACUUUCUCUUCUCUAUCUCCUCUCUCCCCUCUCGCCUCUCCUCUCGCCUCUCCUCUCUCUCUCAUCUAUCUCCCUCCCCUCUCCUCUCUCUCUACUCUCACUUUCUCCUCUCUAUAUCAAUCCUCUCUAUCCUCCUCUUUCUCUUUUUCUUUCUCUCUCUCUCUCUCUCUCUCUCUCUCUCUCUGUCUCUCUCUCUCUUGUUCGUUUUCGUUCAAAGAUUCAUAUCUAUGUUCGUUCACGGAUUCUCGCAUAA
This is a messenger RNA of Acanthosepion pharaonis, 1206 nucleotides long. Lineage: Eukaryota; Metazoa; Mollusca; Cephalopoda; Sepiida; Sepiidae. The record is from the annotation of a GenBank genome assembly.